AUGGAUGACCUUGCCCCUGUCGCCUCAACAUCGGUGCCGGCAUGUGAGGCACCGCCCGCGCUUCCGCCACCCGGGGCGAAGCGAGCAUCUAACAGUCCCGCCGCACCCCAGACUGACGCUGGAAACAGCUCCAAGCGACCCAAAAAGAGCCGGUCCAAGCGCGCGAAUAAGGCUGGCCGCACCCAUGCAGCCAGCUCGGCCCUGGCUGCCCCCCGCAAGGAUACUUUCUGUGCCUACUGCAAGAAAGACACCGACCAUGACAUUUAUGCGUGUCCUAAAUUGCUGGCGCGCGGUCGGGCACCUGUGCCACGGCGCGCCCUCACCCCGGAAGAGCGACUGCGUACAGUUCCCUGCCAGUUCCAUCAGCAUGGUCGCUGCCAAAAGGGCGAGGCCUGUCCCUUUUCCCAUGCCGAGCCACAAGUUCACAAGCAAGACCUAUGCAAGUUCUUCUUAUCAAACGAUUGCAAGAAGGGGGAUGCCUGCUUGUAUUCGCACGACCCCUCGCUCUUUCCCUGCCGCUUCUAUCACACAGGUGGCUGUGACCGAACUGACUGUCGCUUCUCUCACGAACCGCUGACC
Messenger RNA from Monosiga brevicollis MX1, 579 nucleotides. RefSeq lists its product as uncharacterized. Lineage: Eukaryota; Choanoflagellata; Craspedida; Salpingoecidae. The record is from RefSeq and is a predicted model, not a curated record. The annotation marks the transcript as partial. The transcript has a single exon. Gene Ontology annotation, molecular function: metal ion binding; RNA binding. Gene Ontology annotation, biological process: negative regulation of DNA-templated transcription. Gene Ontology annotation, cellular component: nucleus.